ACUGCCGAAGAAGUAACUGAGAAGUCCGAUGCAGUAGCCGAUCAACUGGCGCUCGCUGCUAGCCAUACUGAGAAAAAUCCACAUAGACGUGGGGGAGCCUACGCGAGUGAUGGUGAAGACUACCCUUAUGGUAACUUAGAGAUGAAUCUGAUUCGACCAGAGAGCGAACCAGUGCACACUCAGAUAACUGCCAAGUACACAGCCAGUCUGAGUGCAGCACGGCCUUAUGAGUCGGGUUCACUUGAGGAUGCCGAGACGGCUGAGGAAUACGUGGCUAAUGCAAUGAAGAUGCAACGAUAUGGAACUCGUCUCCGCGAGCCUAUUCGUAUACUGUCCACUGAAAGCGCGGUACAGAGUCCACCGAGAACGGCGCUACAAUCCAGUGAAGACUCAACGAGCAAUCGAGAGAGUUCCGCACCUGCCAACAUCAAAUACGAAUACUAUAAUGUCCCACAACAACAACAACAGCAGCAGCAGCAGUCGUCACAACAGUUGGAAGAAAAUCAUAGAGCCUUACUGGAGGCACAAAUGCGCGCCCAGUUACAGGCACAAAUUCAGCAAGCACAGCAGCAGGUCGAAAGUCAACAACAGCAGCAGCAAUUGGAACCGCAAACGGAGCGCAGUCAAGCGAUCACCGCUGUAAAUGCGGAUAAUGGUGUAGCGCAGCAGUCGGCACCGACCUACGGCAGAGAACCGGCUACACGCGCCUAUGAGGUAUACGACGACAGCGUGAACUCAUACGAGGCCAAUGGGGAUGGCGGCGGCGCAGCUGAUGGUGAUGGCGUUGAUCGACACUAUCGCACCAAGUAUAUCUUUCAGCCAGCUUAUCCGGGCGCUGGCGUACCGCAGGCCGAGCCUGAGCCAGAGCAGCUGCGUGUAUCUGCCUCAACGGAAAUACCAAAAGCGGAGAUAAUGAAACAAAUCGAAAAAUCGGUGAUGAAGUACAUGAAAGAGCUUGAGGCUGAGGGUAAGAUCGUCACUUCGCCACAAGAAACGAAACCCUACCACAAAACGGUAACACUGCCAGCCCAAGAUAAACAUUUUGGUUCGACAACCGCACGCCCAAAAUACCCAAGCGCGACGCCAUCACACAAUGCGCUCUACGUGAGCGGCGAUAGCGGCAGCGCUGUAUCAUCACCAGCCACGGCCGCACACCGCGCGCCAUCGGCGUCCAGCAUUUCAGGAUAUGCGAGUUCUGCACGCCAUCAUGCACCCAAACAUCAGCUUAAAUCAGCGCAACGCUAUCAGGCAGAAGCUGAGACUGCCUACCGCGCAUCAGCCGGCGGACACCAGUCACAUGAAUUGACCGAGGCCCUCGCACCAAACGUGGAGUUUGUGUAUAAGAUUAAGACACGCGCGCCCCUACAAACAGCCACCGUCAAAACGAUUUCAAAGCCGUAUACACUGCCGCUCAAAGGCAACUUCGAACACUUCGACCACACCGCAGCGCUUAAGAAUCUCGAAGAUUUCGAUCUGUCGCAUGUGGUGACCACACAAGAACCCGAUGAACGCCCAUCCUCAUUGAGCGCCAGUGUGACUGGCAAGCCGAACAAGCUUUACUUCAAUUCGGAAAUAUAUCACGACAUCAACUCGUUACCGUACAAGCCGGAAAAGUCACGGGGACUCUCGGCGGCGGCAGCAGCUGCCGAAUAUCGCAAACUCAAGGCGAGCGGUGAGUUGAAUGGCGACUACAAGGGCUACUCGGGCUACUUUGCUGAACCAGCACCACCGGCUGAGGCAUCAGAUGAAAAAGAAACGAGCGGUAGUGCUAGUGCCAGCGGGCAAGUCUCCGACGAUGGCUACCCACUCAUGAAUCCCUAUCAGUAUGUGCUAAAAAAGGAACCAUUGCCAAGCAAAUAUGAGGAGACGAGCGCCAGUUGGGUUGAGGCGCAUGCUAAACCCGUCUACACGGCACUAACUGCAUCGCAAAAGGGACUGGAAUAUGACAGCUAUAGUCCAAAAUUCAAUAACAAUCCUGAAGGCUAUGGCUACCAGCACUCAUACAAAGUUGAACGGGAACGUGAGCGGGAGCGGGAGCGCGACCGCGAGCGGGAACCCCAACAUAACGGCCACAAGUAUACAGUUAGUAGACCAAAUGGCGCGAGCAGCAAGCGUGGCAAACGCGGCGGGGGCCUGCCAUAUCCCAAUGUUAGUAAGAAGGGCUUACGCGGCGCGGCUGUAAAGGACAUCGAAGCCAAUUUGGCGCUGCGUCCACCACCGAAAAAAUAG
Molecule: messenger RNA, 2229 nt
Organism: Rhagoletis zephyria (snowberry fruit fly)
Lineage: Eukaryota; Metazoa; Arthropoda; Insecta; Diptera; Tephritidae
Source: RefSeq, a predicted model, not a curated record